Molecule: messenger RNA, 528 nt
Organism: Penicillium manginii
Lineage: Eukaryota; Fungi; Ascomycota; Eurotiomycetes; Eurotiales; Aspergillaceae
Exons: 1
Coding region: 1-528 (175 amino acids)
Source: RefSeq, a predicted model, not a curated record
AUGGGUAAGCCGAGACGCGGCUACAUCCCUCCCAUGAUAGUCUCUGGCUCCGAUAGUAUCCAUGUUGAUCCCCUUCCCGACGGAUGGGCAAGACGUGUCCGGGAUCAGCCCCCAGUCUCCGAUAGCUGCCGGCAGCUCGCCGCUCUCCCAAUGCGACGGGAGCUGGUGUUCCGAGAAGGUUACAACCUAGACGAUCCAGAGCUGGAAAAUAUUCUCGAUCCGGACUUCAACAUCCAAGAGGCAGAAAACAUACAAACCACCUUUCUCAAUGCCUUAAAUUCUGUGGGACCCCAGACCCUGGCUGAAGCCGAGCUCCUCGCUCAAAUUAAGUGGGAGGUCGAAGAGGAUAUGGCCGCCGUUCAAUCUGAGGAACGAGCUGAGCAGAGGUACAUGAUGGGCGUGCGGCAAGAACCACACGAAGCUGAGCAGGAAAAGCAGGAAGGGAGAGACCGAUUUGCCGCUUUCCAGAAAGAACUUCGUCAACUGAGAGAAGGACAGCGUGACAAUACCACUCAAGCUUCCAAUUAG